UGAACAUUAAAGUGCCUAACUACGUCAAAGUACCAACGUACUACAUAACAAGGUCCAACUUGAGCCUCAUCAACAUAUCGACAUAAUACAUAAAAUAUAUAAUACGGCUAUCAUCCCCUCGGUCUUCCCCUUGCUAUAGCACAUAGGGCUUAGGCUGACUCGGCUUCUCUGUCUAGUUAGGGUCUGCAUCGCGUCUGCAGUUCGCUUCGCAUAUAUUAGGCCGUGAUCUACAAUGCAUUGCAGAAGUUCCCCCCCGGCAUGUCUCGAUCGAGAAGCGGACGUCAAACCUCCGCUAUAACCUCCGCUAUAUUCAUAGCAACAGCAGGCUAGAUGUCUACAAACCUACCCGGAUCCAGAUCUAGAUCGCAUUGCGCAGUUGCAAUGAAGACAUCGCCCGGAAUCACGGACCUGAAGAGAUUUGGAGAAAUAAAAGACCCCGUAGCUCGUAAGUUCUCAUCGCGAUAUCGUAGAUAGGUCGUAUUUAUAUAACUGUCAUAUCCCAUCAUGUCCACACGUUCUAGUCGUAGAGAUGCUGGAAAUACGCCAGACGUAAGACUCGAACAUUUCUUCUCAAUAGUGACGUUGUCCCGUCAGCGAGAUGUUACUUGGGAAGCUUUCAUGCCUCUUAGGCCUCUGCUCCUUAACUGCAGGGACAAUUCUCCAGAAUGGCCAAGUGAGAAUCACGGAUUAUCCUGAUACUAAAAUAGAGAUCUCUUCGUACGACUUCCGGACCUACGAUGCAAAUGCUACCGAGCUGUCUUACAAGGGGAGAUGGGACUCUAAGAAGGUUUCCUGGUGGUCAGCUCCCGGGCUUGUCUUUGGCUUUACAGGAGAUACUGUUGCCAUCACAUUUGGAGAGCUAACUACAGAUACGACACUCAUCGGAUAUCGAAUAGGUGGGAUGGAUUGGACUUUUACCAACGUAACAGCAAGCACCACACACCUCCUAGCCUCUCCCUCAACCCCCGGCAUCAACGAAACCUUCCCCAUCACCCCCAUGACCUUUGAGCUUCGCGUAACAAACUGGGCCUACGGCGUCCAAAUCGACAAAGUGCACGUAGCAGCCGGCGAAUCGCUGGUCAAGAUCCCGCCGCACCAGCGCACCGUCGAGUUCAUCGGCGACAGCCUCUCGGCCGGCAUGUACACGAGCUACGAGGGCCUGUCUAGCUUCGCGUACGGCGUCGGCGCCGGCCUCGGCGACGCAGAGUACUAUGUUACCGCGUACCCGGGCAUCUGCGUCUCGGACCAGGACUGCUGGGGGAAUCCGCGCGGGCAGGUCCACCAGUGGUUUUACGCGUCGGAUACGAGCUGGCGGGCGGCGCAGAUAUGGGGCGAUGAGCCGGAGCCGUGGGCCUUUGAGAAACAGGAGACGACGCCGGACAUCGUGAUUAUCAACCUCGGCACCAACGACAACAACGCCGCGAAUAACGUCAGCACGGAGACGUACGUCGACGCUUACAAGAAGCUGAUACAGGGCGUUCACGGGAAGUACCCUAAAGCGCAAGUCAUCGUGAUGCAACUGUGGAUGGGCUUCUACUCCUACGGCAACAGCUACCAGCAAAACCUAGGCUACGAGCAGGAACUCAAGGAUAUCGUGUCCUACUUCAACUCGGACGAAUACCUCUCCGCGCCGACGAUCUGGGACGGUACGACGAACACGACGACCGUCCUGGACGCGCCGAGCGAGUCUUUCGUGCAUUACUUUAGUACCAAGGGCAUCAUGCAGCACAAUGAUAUCGGACCGCAAUGGCAUCCGACAGACGUCGGUGCUAUAAAGGUAGCUAGUCACUUGACACAGUUUAUCAAGUUGACCUUUGGUUGGGAUUUAGUUGCUACUGGUCCCGAGAUAUUCCACGAAACGCUGUACUGGAACGACCAGCAGAACUAUUAGACUGGUAUUUGCUUACUAGAACACGCAUCGGUGGUGAUUCAGAAGGGACCUCGAGAUAGAUAUUGGGGAGACAUUGAUGAUAUUUGGUUUUAUCUAACUUGAUUGUACAUAUAAAACAGAUCAGACUGGUAUCAACAGAAUAGAGC
Molecule: messenger RNA, 2037 nt
Organism: Daldinia loculata
Lineage: Eukaryota; Fungi; Ascomycota; Sordariomycetes; Xylariales; Hypoxylaceae
Product: SGNH hydrolase-type esterase domain-containing protein
Exons: 7
Coding region: 599-1891 (430 amino acids)
Molecular function (GO): carboxylic ester hydrolase activity
Source: RefSeq, a predicted model, not a curated record